AGUGGUGUUGAUGUGGGACUGCAUGAGCGGUUUAGUAGUUUGAGUCUCAGAAACUCUUCCCUGAAUGAUCUUAAUAUUUCAUUAUCAAAGUCACAUAGCCAGGGCUGUUCUCAUACUUCGGAAUCAACUUCGCCCCCGCACACUUCUGAGCAGAUCAUACGACAGCCUAAUAUUCCUGGACCGGGAUUUGAAUUGUACUUCAGUCAAGAUGAUGAUGGCGACACACAACUGCACAUAGCGAUCGUUGAAGGAUUCAUUGAAGUUGUGUACAGCUUAAUUAGAAUCAUUCCUUUGCCGUGCUAUCUUGACAUCCUGAAUGAUUUGGUGCAGACUCCUCUGCAUUUGGCAGUAUUAACACAUCAGGCUCGCAUCGCACGAUGCCUCCUAGUUGCUGGAGCGAACGUGUAUAUCAGAGAUAGUCGUGGCAACACGGCACUCCACCUCGCAUGUCAGACAGGAGACUUAGAAUGUGUAAAAGCUUUGACGGAACCCGUCACUGUAGCAGAGACAAAUUCUGCAAACCUAAAGUAUGCCGGAUUCAUGCAACAAGUUCCUCAGAACCUUGAAGAACGCAACUACGACGGUCAAAUGUGCGUACAUUUAGCGGCCAUUGGAGGUCAUGUGGAUAUUUUAAGGCAUCUCGUGUGGUUCGGAGCCAACAUCAAUGCUAGGGAUGGUAAAGGUGGUAGAACGGCAAUGCAUUACGCAGUUGAGUAUGGAAUCCAGAAGGUCGCUAAAUUCCUCCUCGAAGAAUGCCUCGUUGGUCCGAGAGCGGUGCAGCUAGAGAUGCCAACCUACGCUGGGUACACGGCGUACCAACUUGCAGCCUGCAAUGGCUCGGCUCUGACAGUGGAGCUCGCAGAUAAGGGUGCCCUCCGCAGGAACAUGCCCGAGGACGAAGAAUCCGAUUCAGACUUUAGUGACGAAGAGAUGUACGGGAUUUCAUCUGACAAUUAUUUUAGCAGUCACAGACUCAACGGAGAGCCGAUCGACAUCAGAGCUUAAAAUAACGCGAUCAGCGCAUCGAAAUGAAUGAGACGGCGACAUAGAUACGUGAUGAUUUGUGCAAGGCAUGAAAAAUGUAUAAUUCUUGUGCAGUUGGAUAGGCAGGGCUGAGUUGGUUCUGAUGUCAUUGAUAAUUUUGUGACCUCCAAAAGCCUUUUGCCUCGACCUCCUCCCUCCUUUCCUCUUUUAACUUCGCGUAAUUCCAAGGUUGUCGAGCGGGGAAAUUGGUCAACAAGAGAGAGAGAGAGACUCGAGUCGCAAGGUAAGCAACCAGGAUCGUCCUGACGAUUCUGUUUCGACUUCACACGCAAAUUUCUGGAUGUGAUUCCAGUGAGUUCCUACAGCUGAUGGUACCGAAUCUUUCGAGAUGGCAAAUUUCAUUACUUUACUCUCUUAAAACACUUUGAAGUGUUUCUUAAGUCUUGUUAGCCAAUUUCUCUCAUCAUUUUACUUUGUUGAACAAAAAAUUUCUGCAACUUUUCUUUUUUGUUAAAAAAAUAUAUAAGUUUUUAAUAACAGUUCUUAACCACCCUUAUUUGGGUUUAAAGUUAAAAAAAAAAAAAUUUGGUUAUUCGAACUGUGCUAUCGUACGACUGACACAGAAAGGAACGGCCUUUGUAAGAUUGUGCACCUGUGGAUGACGUCAGGCUCGAACGCGCAGGCGCAGUGAGUCCUGUUCGUAUCGUUCUAUAACCUCAGCUGCUUUGUACCUGCGUUGAUUCGUGCACGUACUUUUGUCACGUAAAUAUCUAGGGUGAAAAUUAAGCUGGAAGCUCGUUAUGUAGGCAAAUGCAGAAGUCUACAAAACUUUAUCCCAAAAAUAAAAAUGAAAAUAUUGAUCUAAAAGCUAAGAUAUUGAAUUAUGAUGUGAAAUUGAUAAUAUCAGACUCUUUAAAAAGCUGGAGCAAUGAUUCAUCGUCAUUUAUUCUUUAGAUAAAUUCUAAAGGUACUUGGCUUAUCGUCGUAAAUGCUGGUAGGUAACCCGCAACAUGAUGGACACUGUUCCUAAGCGUUUAUUAGUCAUUUUGAAGGAUCAGCGAAAGAAUCAACAGAUUCUUAAAGUAAUUAUUAUUCAUCAGAUCUAUCUCGAAUAUAAGAACGAACUCGCGUGAGAUAUUCAGUACGUUUCGCUGUUAACACGUUCACUGCCAUACGCGUCGAUCUACGUCGAAAAUGUUGUUGGACGCAUCUGGUUUUAAACUUUCACAAAUGACGAAGGAAGCUUUGAUGUAUUCACUUUCUGUAAAUAUAUUUGCCUCUUUCGACUACGUGUGUGAAAAAAUGAAGGCAGAAUUGGCGAUAACCUUUAAAUUUCACGCAAUUUAUGCUCGUGUAAUAUGUUUAGAAAAAGAAAUCAGACGUUUUCAAGUGUUACGAUUAAAAUAAUUAUUACGUUGAAUGGCUCGGAAGACAGUUUUGCCUUCGAUGGUGCACUGAGCGAUCCUUAAUAGGCUCCACAAUUCUGUUUGAUGAUAAUUAUACCAGAAAGGUUGUCGCCACAACAUCUUUGGACUCUUAUUUCUACAAUUUCCUUUUCUGAAUUGGUGUUUUUUUGUGUUAUGUCGUACAGAUUUAUUUCUGUGUGCUCUGUAUUUAUUAUAAUGGUGCAGUUUGAAUAUAAAAAAUGGCUAGGAAGUAUGAAAUAUGUUAGGUUGAACGUCUGAAACUGUAUGUACCUGUGCUAAUUAAUAAGUAGGACACGAUGCUGAGGUGUUCUCUCAAGCUGACGAUAUAAAUCAAUUAUUGUUAUUUAUUAAGAGUUCUGAUUAAAUAUACUGUCGCUUAAUGUGCCUUUUAAAUAAGAUGUAAGUUUCACGCGGAGAUUACGACCAGAGUUAAACAGUGUUCUCGGGAAUCUUAGUCAAGUUCAGUCACUGCCUUAUUAAUUUUUUGUUGUUGAAUUUGGCAAAUUAGAAAAGCUUGCACCAAUUAUUUAUGUUUUUUUUUAAAAAAUAAAUAAAUAUCCGUUUAUCUACGUGAGCAGAUAUAUGAAGAACAUUGUUUAACACACUGUGUUUCUAAUAAAGAAGUAUUUAGCUAUUAUUCAGGUACGUGUAAAGUAUGUGAAUAUCCAGCAGUUGUCAUGUUUAACAAUCUCUUGUUUCUAGGGUUGAUUUGUAAAUAAAUAUAUGUAACAUUAUUUUAGUAACAAAGAAACUUGCAUUGAAUAAAAUGCGGUGAAAAUAUA
This is a messenger RNA of Zootermopsis nevadensis, 3193 nucleotides long. It is a transcript of the gene cact, whose product is annotated as NF-kappa-B inhibitor cactus. Gene Ontology annotation, molecular function: NF-kappaB binding. NCBI's taxonomy places the organism in Eukaryota, Metazoa, Arthropoda, Insecta, Blattodea, Termopsidae. Gene Ontology annotation, biological process: cellular response to tumor necrosis factor. The record is from RefSeq and is a predicted model, not a curated record. Gene Ontology annotation, cellular component: cytosol.